GGCUGUGGGCGAGUGAGAGUGACACAGCCAGCCCAGGCGGCCGAGAGCAGCUGCCGGGGACGGACAGCAGGAAGGCAGGCGGAGCCCGAGCCGGAGCCAGGAGUGUCAGGCCCAGGCGGUGAGGGCAGCGGCCGCCCCCCAGCAGCAGCAGCAGCCCCCCAGCAGCAGCAGCAGCCCAGCCCCAGCCCCAGCUCCCCGCAGCAGCACCAUGGUCAAGAUCGUGAAUGUCCAGACCAAGGCGUACCCCGACCAGAAGCCCGGCACGAGCGGGCUCCGCAAGAGGGUGCGGGUGUUCCAGGAGAGCCCCCACUACGCCGAGAACUUCAUCCAGAGUAUCCUGGCUACUGUGGAGCCCGGGCAGCGGCCUGACGCCACGCUGGUGGUGGGCGGCGACGGCCGCUUCUACAUGCAGGAGGCCAUCCAGCUCAUCGUGCGCAUAGCCGCGGCCAACGGGAUUGGAAGACUGGUGAUCGGACAGAAUGGCAUACUCUCCACCCCUGCUGUGUCUUGCAUUAUUAGGAAAAUCAAAGCCAUCGGUGGGAUCAUUCUGACAGCCAGCCAUAACCCCGGGGGUCCCAAUGGGGACUUUGGAAUCAAGUUUAAUAUCUCCAAUGGAGGACCAGCUCCUGAAGCCAUCACGGAGAAAAUCUUCCAGAUCAGUAAGACAAUCGAAGAGUAUGCGAUCUGCCCAGACUUGAAAGUCGACCUCAGCGUCCUUGGAAAACAGCAGUUUGACUUGGAGAACAAGUUCAAACCAUUCACAGUGGAAAUUGUGGAUUCAGUGGAAGCUUAUGCCACCAUGUUGAGAAACAUCUUUGACUUCAGUUCCCUAAAGGAGCUGCUCUCAGGCCCCAACCGGCUCAAGAUUCGAAUUGAUGCCAUGCAUGGAGUUGUGGGGCCCUACGUUAAGAAGAUCCUGUGUGAAGAGCUCGGUGCCCCUGCUAAUUCGGCUGUCAACUGCGUCCCCCUGGAGGACUUUGGGGGCCACCACCCCGACCCCAACCUGACCUACGCUUCUGAUCUGGUGGAGACCAUGAAGACCGGCGAGCAUGAUUUUGGGGCUGCCUUUGAUGGAGAUGGGGACCGAAACAUGAUUCUCGGAAAACACGGAUUCUUUGUUAACCCUUCAGACUCUGUGGCUGUCAUUGCUGCCAACAUCUUCAGCAUUCCUUACUUUCAGCAAACGGGAGUUCGGGGCUUUGCCCGCAGCAUGCCCACCAGUGGGGCUCUGGACCGGGUGGCCAACUCUACAAAGAUCACUUUGUAUGAAACUCCAACGGGCUGGAAGUUUUUUGGGAAUCUCAUGGACGCAAACAAACUGUCCCUCUGUGGUGAGGAGAGCUUCGGGACGGGCUCUGACCACAUUCGUGAGAAAGAUGGACUGUGGGCUGUCCUGGCAUGGCUCUCCAUCAUUGCCAACCGCAAACAGAGUGUGGAGGACAUCUUGAAAGAUCACUGGCAAAAGUUUGGGCGGAACUUUUUCACCAGGUAUGAUUAUGAAGAGGUGGAAUCGGAGGGUGCCAACAAGAUGAUGAAGGACCUGGAGGCCCUCAUGUUCGAUCGCUCCUUCGUGGGCAGGAAGUUUACGGUGGGCGACAAGACUUACACCGUGGAGAAAGCAGACAACUUUGAAUAUAGUGACCCGGUAGAUGGGAGCAUCUCAAGAAACCAGGUGGGAGCAAGAUGUGGGUGAGUGUGUGUG
Molecule: messenger RNA, 1702 nt
Organism: Gracilinanus agilis (Agile Gracile Mouse Opossum)
Lineage: Eukaryota; Metazoa; Chordata; Mammalia; Didelphimorphia; Didelphidae
Gene: PGM1
Product: phosphoglucomutase 1
Exons: 9
Coding region: 209-1693 (494 amino acids)
Biological process (GO): carbohydrate metabolic process
Cellular component (GO): cytosol
Molecular function (GO): magnesium ion binding; phosphoglucomutase activity
Source: RefSeq, a predicted model, not a curated record